Molecule: messenger RNA, 5558 nt
Organism: Epinephelus lanceolatus (giant grouper)
Lineage: Eukaryota; Metazoa; Chordata; Actinopteri; Perciformes; Serranidae
Gene: jph3a
Product: junctophilin 3a
Biological process (GO): regulation of synaptic plasticity
Cellular component (GO): junctional membrane complex; endoplasmic reticulum membrane; plasma membrane
Source: RefSeq, a predicted model, not a curated record
AUGAGCUCACAAACCUCCAGUUAUCAGGAAAACAGAUGCUGACUGACCAGAUCUGAGUCUGGGAGGAGGAGAGGGUGAAAUGAGGCUGGAUAAUUAGGAAGAGCAGGCUGUAUCCCCGAAGGGAAAGAGCAGCCAGCUCCGUGCAUGCAGCUAUUCGCACCAUCCCUCCGUCUCUAUCUCUUUAAGAGCUGAGGGAAGGAGUGUGUGUGCGUGUGUGUGAGUGUGUGUGGGGGAGGGGUAUUGGCUGGGGUGGAACAGUCCUGUAAUGAGCAGAUUUUAGAGAGAGAGAGAGAGAGAGAGGCCGAAAAACAAGAGAGGACAGAUGACUUGGUGGAUUUGGGAUACAACAACAAUCCAGGUUUCAGACGAGCGCUGAGAUGGAGAGGACAAAGGGAAGAGGAGAGGAAUAAUUAAUUUUGUCUUCUUCACAUCCUCGUCUCCAGGAGAGGAGAGAGUGGCUCAUCCUCAGAUCACAGCAGAGCGGAGAGGAGGAAGAGGAGAUAUUCACUCUCCGUUAUGUCUGCCGAGGUGUGUGUGCGAGGCUGAGGCUGUGUGUGGUUAUGGAUGUGUGUGUCUGAGCCUUGUUUCCAGGCCAUGCUACAGCUACAACUUCUCUGAUUUUUUUCUCUUUUUUUUUGAUGGCGUACAGUGCAGCAGCAUCCCCGUCCUGUCUCCCCCUCCGUGUGCCGGCGGUGCGGCAGGGAUGUGUGGAUGCUGUAAUGUCUGAUUGAGCCGAGCUCGGUCGCUGCUGCUGCCACCGCUCUGUGGGCCUCUGGGACUGCUGGAAAAGCCUAGGCCUCACUUGUCUGGAGCGCCCCGCUGCACGGGCUGAGGCGACGGGCCGGCGAGCUCCCCAGCUGCGAGGCUGCGUGGAGCAGGAAGGUGGAGGAGGAAGUGGAGGAGGAGGAGGAUGAGAAGCACUCUGAGCCUGCAUGCCCAUGGGAAGCAGCAUGCACGGCAGCUGCGUUCGUCACUCCAGACCCAUCGCUGAGGCUUAGGCUGCUUCUCCGUCAUAAGGUGAUGCUCUUCGGGCCACGUCCGGCUGCUUUUAAAAUGAGGAGCUGGUGUUUCACGUCCUAAACUAAGAGGAGAGGGAGAGUCGAGGCCCUGCACCUCCAUGCUACCAGAUUCAAACUAGGCCUCCUCCCUCUUUGCUCCUCCUGAGUGAACCCGGCCUUUGUUUUUUCUUUCUCUUGACAUUCUAAGGAUUUGCCUAAACCUGUUUCAUGCAUGUCCACUGGAGGCAGGUUUGACUUUGAUGACGGGGGGUCGUACUGCGGGGGGUGGGAGCAGGGUAAGGCCCACGGGCGAGGGGUCUGCACGGGGCCCCAGGGUCAGGGCGAGUAUGCAGGUGCCUGGAGCCACGGCUUCGAGGUCCUGGGCGUGUACACGUGGCCCAGCGGGAACAGCUACCAGGGCACCUGGGCACAGGGCAAGCGGCAUGGCAUCGGAGUGGAGAGCAAGGGCCGCUGGGAGUACAGAGGGGAGUGGACGCAGGGGUUCAAAGGUCGCUACGGGCAGCUGGAGAGCACGGCGAGCGGAGCCCGGUACGAGGGGACGUGGAGCAACGGGCUGCAGGAUGGAUACGGCACUGAAACCUACUCUGAUGGAGGAACCUACCAAGGCCAGUGGCUGGGCGGGAUGCGUCACGGCUAUGGCGUGCGUCAGAGUGUACCGUACGGCAUGGCGGCCGUCAUCCUCUUCCCGCUGAGAACAUCCAUAAACUCCCUCCGUUCCGAGCACAGCCACGGCCCUCCGGCUGUGCUGGAGGACGGCAGUGCCAUCACACCCACAGAUGGGGUGGUGGCUGGGCUGGCUGGGAGCCCCGUGGGCCGGGGUGGGUUUGCCUUGACGGCUCCAAGUGAAGCCGAGCGCCAGAGGAAGAGGAAAGGCCGCUUUCGGCAGUCCAUCCUGAGCGGCCUGAAGUUGCGGCGCUCUGAGUCCAAAAGCUCACUGGCCAGUCAGCUCAGCAAGCAGAGCUCCUUCUGCAGCGAGGCCGGCAUGAGCACCGUCAGCUCUGCUGCGUCUGACAUCCACUCUAAUACCAGCGAGAGCGAACAGGGAGCUCCUGUGGACGCCACUGUCACUGAAAUGUAUGCUGGUGAGUGGCGGAGCGACCAGAGGGCCGGCUGGGGCGUGAGUCGGCGCUCAGACGGCCUGCGUUAUGAAGGUGAAUGGGCUGCAAACAAGAGGCACGGGUACGGAUGCACCACAUUCCCUGAUGGCACCAAGGAGGAGGGGAAGUACAAGCAGAACGUGUUGGUGAGCGGGAAACGCAAGAACCUGAUCCCACUGAGGGCCAGUAAGAUCAGAGAGAAGGUGGACCGCGCUGUGGAGGCUGCCGAGAAGGCUGCAGACAUCUCCAAACAGAAAGCUGAGAUCGCCAUGUCCAGGAUGAGCCACGCUCGUGGGAAGGCGGAGGCAGCUGAAGGAGUGGCGCAGAAGGCCAUGGAGGAGUGUCGACUGGCCCGGAUCGCUGCCAAAGAGCUCUCUCCCUCCUUCCACAUCUACGGGAACGGGCUCGAAUGUCAGAGGCCCAAGCACCAGGACGGCAAGGACAAAGACCAUGAGGUGAUCUCCACGGGAACAGACAGUCCGGAGCUGUGCACGCCGGACACAACGCCGCCUGUAAUAACACCUGAUCUCAGCCCCGUGCUGAGCGUGCCCACCUCGCCCCCCCACAGCCCGCCCAAGCACGCCCAUCGCCCCAGAAAUGCUUGCUUCAUGCGCCAGAGCGCUGUGGACGAUCAGGGCGGGGCAGAGAUCCAGGUGCUGGUGGAGGGGCGGGGCAUGGAUCUGCCCAGGGGCGGGGCUAACAAUUGGACUGAUGACAUGUAUCCGGACCGCGGGGGCAGCAGCCGCUCCACCACACCCUCCCUCCUGGAGGAGCAGGAGGGCCAAAUUAACGGCCACGAGCAAGCCCCUCUGUCCAACCACAGACCACGGGAGAAAUCCUCGUCCAAUCACAAGUCCCGGGAGCACGCCUCCUCCUACAGAGCGUGGGAGCACUCCUUGUCCAACCAAAAGCCCUCCAAGCAAGCCUCUUCCAAUCACAAGUCGAGGGAGUACUCGUCCUCCAAUCACAAAACAUGGGAUCAUUCUUCCACCAAUCACAAGGCCUGCGAGCAUGCCUCUUCCAACUACAAGCCGCAGGUGCACAUUUUAUCCAAUCACAAGGCCUUGGAACAUAACAUGUCCAAUCACAAGACUUCUGAGCAUGCUUCUUCCAAUCACAAGUCCCAAGAUUAUAUCUCCUCCAAUCACAAUGCAAAGGACCACGUCUCCUCUAGUUACAACCCUCGAGAGCAUGUCUACUCCAACCACCAUCCAAAGCAGCACAACCCCUCCAACCACAAGCUUAACGAGCAUGCUGUAAUCGACCAAAGGCUAGACGGCCUCACCGGGGGUUGGACUGCUGAAAGCACCCUUAGGUGGAGCCCCGCCCACUCGCGCCUCACAGAGCAGGACGAGGAGAGGAUGAAUGACUAUACGGUGGACAUGAGGCUCCAGUGUCCGGACUCGCAGACGUCUCGGGGGCUGGGCCCGGAGUCCCCGGCCCCCAAAAACAACAGGCUGCGAUCGCGAGGCCUUCGGCCGGUCAGAGAGGGAUCCAUGGACUCUGUACAGAUGCUGGACAACCUGAAUGUGGGGGCAGAGCUGGAGGAGUGGCCGCUGCACAGGGACCUCACCCUCUCCCCACCCCUCAAGUCUCAGCCCAUCACUCUGGAGCAGGAAGGAGAGCAUCUCACCCUCAAAUCAAACUCAGGCUCCAGCUCUAUUCUGGUGGUUAUGGUCAUUUUACUCAAUAUUGGAGUAGCCAUUCUUUUCAUUCACUUCUUUAUUUAAGCUUAUACAGGUAUGAUCUACUAAGACUUAUUGAUAACUACGGUAUAUUAUAUUAUUACUUACUGAGACGGACAUUCUGCCUAUUCGACUGGAGCCCGCAGCCCGAGUGACGGACACAGCAGAGCCUUUCUAUUGUUGCUACUGGUCUUUUCCACCUCUGUUGAAGCCCGUUUCAGUUUCUACGAAAACACCGUUUCCUUUUCAGAUGCUUAUUUUGAGCUUGCAACCAUAGAAAAGAAAGUAAGAAUAAAGAGCGCAGCUUUAAACUAGCGUGGUGUAUCGGGACACACGUGCAUGGGUGUCCAUCAGCUGUUCAAUGGACUGGAGAUGGCACAGGCAGUUUUGCCCAUUUUUCCAUCACCCUAGACGAGAAUACAGCAACCCUUGUUUCCUGGUUAUCAUGAGAGACAUGCUAACCAAGAGCAUGGCACACACUCCAGAAACAAUAACCCCCCCCCCUUUAACCCUUUCCCCUGUCGGCCCCCAUCCACCAGUCUCUAACCCCUAUUCGCACUAUGCGCUACAUACAGAACUAUGCUGCAAGAGUAGAUCCAUUUUAAAGGGCUCCGUCAUUAUUCUUUUCUUUUUUCCACUACGAACUGCACACACAACCAUUGCAUGAGGCUGUGUGGGGUUUUAAAAGUGCAUUUUCUAUCCCUUUAACAUCACUGUUCUGUCCUCAUUUGUACGCACUCCAUCCUGGUUGUCACCUCACGUCCAGUCAGAAUCACCGAAUCCGAGCGCAUCGGAUUCAUCAGCGACCAACACACUCCAAGACCCAUGAGUCUAAACCUCGAGGAACUUCCUGAAUUUAUUGUUAAGUGAAACACAUUCGCACGCAAAAAAAGAAAAGAAAAAAAAAAACAUACACAUUUAACUGCUGACAUACUGAGGAGGGUUCAGCCUUGCCCCUUUGUACAGCCUUGAGACUGUUAUGUUAUAACCACUAAUUCUACUAUAUAUGUGUAUGUGUCAUUAUUAUCAAAGUUUGUUACUUUUUUGCAGUUUGCAAGACAGAGAGAAUGCUGAGUGCCUCGUAUUUAUUCAUUUUUCCGUCUCUAAUUUAUUUAAAAAACCCCGACCCAAGAUAAUAAAACACCCAGGCUGAGAGGAGACAAAUAACCUUCAACAUUAAGAAAGGUGACCCCGCCCUUCCCCCCCAGCACACACUCUCUCUCUCACACACACACACACACACACACACACACACACACACACACACAAACACACAGACACGACACACACACAAACCUCCCUUCCACCCUGAAAUGGCAUGCACUGUUUUGUCUCUCUCCCCCUUUAGGACCAGUCAAAAAGGGAAAAAUGGGGUUUCUACGGUGUCAUUUCCAGACACUUUUUGGGCCGGAUGAGAUUUUUUUCAGCAUGUUUGUUCAGCCUGCUCAAUCUGGUGUCAGUUUGUGAGUUUCUCCCUCUCGUCUCUUUUAAUCCAGCAACACAAGGCUACGUGAGACAUGGAGAGCAGUGUAAAAUAAACGCUAGCUUUUAAACUCUCAGUGGAUUUACCGAAACGUCCUGAGUUUAUGAAUGAUAUAAAAAGAAACUCUCUGCUACUGUAUGUUUUAUACUUCGCACCCAGUGGCAUCAUCAAGUUGUGACAUCAUUGCAUGCCCAAGCAUGCUCUUUCUUACUCUUUGGUUUAUGAGGUUGUUUCGAAGUUAAUGUGGAGAAAAUAAUGAAAUGUUUGAAAUUAA